Messenger RNA from Gopherus evgoodei (Goodes thornscrub tortoise), 1866 nucleotides. It is a transcript of the gene BDKRB2, whose product is annotated as bradykinin receptor B2. Gene Ontology annotation, cellular component: membrane. The coding region runs from base 190 to 1323 and encodes 377 amino acids. Gene Ontology annotation, molecular function: bradykinin receptor activity. NCBI's taxonomy places the organism in Eukaryota, Metazoa, Chordata, Testudines, Testudinidae. The transcript is spliced from 3 exons. Gene Ontology annotation, biological process: immune response; smooth muscle contraction; vasoconstriction. The record is from RefSeq and is a predicted model, not a curated record.
UUUGAUUCUUACAAAGUGCUUUUCAUCUCCAAAGCUUUAUAUCUAAGAUUGCACCAGAUUCUGCCUAACUGCUGCAUGGAUGCUCACAGAUGGGAAAGCAUCCAGCAGGACUUCUGUUCAGGAAUGAACAAUUGAUUGGAAGUCGUCCACCCGUCUGACGAGUGCAUUUAUGGCAUAAAUCUCAGAGAAAUGGAUUCCAUCACAGCAGAAAAUAUUUCCAGUGGUAUGACUACCUGGAAGCUUGGAAUCAAUCAGUCUUUUUCACACAACACAUCAGAAAACAGCAGCAGCUCUACUUGUAUUAUUUUGGAUGCCUGGGAUUGGUUAUAUAAAUUUCAGCCUAUGUUCCUCUGGGUCAUUUUUGUCCUAGGAGUGAUAGAGAAUGGCUUUGUCCUCAGCGUUUUGUGUUUCCACAAGAGUCGCUGCACGGUGGCUGAAAUUUACCUGGCAAAUCUGGCAGUUGCCGACUUGAUGUUAGUUUGCGGUUUACCUUUCUGGGCCAUUAAUAUCGCUAAUCAAUUUAAGUGGCCUUUUGGCACUUUCCUUUGCAAGGCUGUCAAUGCAAUCAUUUACAUGAACUUAUAUUCUAGCAUUUAUUUUUUGAUGAUGGUGAGCAUCGAUCGCUACCUGGCCCUGGUGAAAACCAUGUCUCUUGGACGUAUGCGACGAGGUACAUGUGCCAAAUGGAACAGUCUUAUCAUCUGGGUGUCUGCAUUGUUCAUAUGUUCUCCUGUUCUAGUGUUCAGGUCUGUCAGUUAUGUGGAAGAAAUCAAGGGCAGAGCCUGCAUUCUUCAUUAUCCAUCCACACACUGGACAAUUGCAACACACAUUUUGCUGAAUACUGUGGGCUUUUUGAUCCCACUCUGUGUAAUUACCUAUUGUACUAUUCAAAUAAUCAAAGCCUUACGAGACAACAAAGUACAAAGACUCACAGAAAUCCAGACUGAGAAGAGAGCCACCAUCUUGGUCCUUGCUGUCCUUUUGCUGUUUAUCAUUUGCUGGCUUCCUUUCCAGACCACCACAUUCAUUGACAUACUAAUUCAGGUUGGCAUCUUUUCUGACUGCAUUACUAAAGAGAUCAGUGACUUGGUGGCCCAGGUAGCUACAUACUGUGCUUAUAGCAACAGCUGCCUUAACCCGGUAUUGUAUGUCAUUGUAGGCAAGCAUUUCAGAAAGAAAUCCAGGGAACUCUACAAAUGCUGCCUGCCUAGGAUAUGCAACAAAUCAGAGUCCAUCCGGAUGGAGAAUUCUUUGGACACUCUGAGAACAUCCAUUUCGAUUGAACGCCCAAAGAAAAAUACUGCUUUUUCAUUAGCACGAUAGCUCAGUUUUGUUUAUUGCAAAGUUACAAGAAAACUUUUCAACAUAUCGGUGCGUAAACUGUUCUUAAUAUCCAUCUUUUAUGGCACCCCAUUGCGUGCCCUAGUUGCAUUCAUUAUGCAUGAAAGCUUGGGGAGCUGAUCUCAAUACAAAACUCCAUGUUGACACCUAUAUCUACCAGCUAAUGGACAACAUUUUUCAUGACUGAAUCACAUUUCAUGAUAUAUUUAUAUAUUCAUGGCUGAAGUAUAUUUGACACACUAUCAUUUUAAAUAUUUAUAUUGCUAAUGAAGAUAAGUGUCUGAUGUCAGAAUAUAGUUCUCUAAGUAAAGCCAUGUUAUAAUAGCUACCGUCAGUAUUAUGAAGCUAACCACAGUACCCAUACAUUUGAAAGAAUACAUUUUUAAUAAAAGGAACAUUUUCAAAUGAGACUAUAGUGAAUGGAAGGUCUUAUAGGAUCAUUAAGAUCCUAGAAUAUCAUGGUUCAAAGGGACCUCAGGAGAUCAUCUAGUCCAACCCCCUACUAAAGGCAGGACCAAUCCUCAG